This is a messenger RNA of Colletotrichum navitas, 1971 nucleotides long. RefSeq names its product MFS hexose transporter. The coding region runs from base 260 to 1837 and encodes 525 amino acids. The record is from RefSeq and is a predicted model, not a curated record. Gene Ontology annotation, molecular function: carbohydrate:proton symporter activity. Lineage: Eukaryota; Fungi; Ascomycota; Sordariomycetes; Glomerellales; Glomerellaceae. Gene Ontology annotation, biological process: transmembrane transport; carbohydrate transport. The transcript is spliced from 6 exons. Gene Ontology annotation, cellular component: membrane.
CCAUGUUUCCCCGCGUUCGGUACCAUUGUUCUCCCUGUCAAUGGACCGGUACUAGCUAGGACAGAAGUCUGAAUGGAACCAUUCGAGCAAACAAGACUGGCAGGGACUCAUGCAGAUAGCAACGAUCAGCGGGGUUGGAUAUAAACAACCGUGGGCGUCCAUUGAAUAUGUAGUCACUAGAGUCACGCCCAUCAUCUCCGCUCGUCUCUUCCUCUAGCAGAUCAGUGGCAUCGGGAAAAGGGAAAGCGAAUCCACAACCAUGGGCUGUAAUCUCAAGCUGAUGAACAGCGACGAUCGCCACGCUCUUGAGUCAACGACGCCGACGACAACAAAGACUGUCUCAUGGCUAAAGGAUCCCGGCCUCAGGCCCCUCAACUUCGGUCUCUUUUUCCUCCUCUUCGGCGAUGUCGCGCACGGGUUUGACGGCUCGCUCAUCAACAAUUUGCAGCAGAUCAAUCAAUGGCAGGAAGACUUUGACCACCCGCAGAAGAGCAUCCUCGGCGCACUCAGCGCAUCAUAUUGGGUCGGCAACAUUCUCGGGGUUGUGCUCAUUCCACUGGUCGCCGACCGCUUCGGCCGCCGCUUUGCCAUCGCCGUGGGCUCGUUCCUCUGCGUCGGAGGGGCCGCCAUCUGCGCCGCAACCACCAACACCGGAGCUUUUGUCGCCGGCCGUAUUCUCCUCGGCAUGGGCGGAGUCAUGUGCUCCUCUGUCUCGACGGUGCUCAUGACUGAACUGGCGUACCCAGCACACCGGGCGACGGCGACGGCGCUCAGCAGCACGACCUACAGCGUCGGUGCCAUCCUCGCCGCGUGGGUUGCCUUUGGCAGCUUCCGGAUCCAGGACACAUGGGCCUGGAGAACACCGACGUUGAUUCAAGCGGCCCCGUCAGCGAUGGUGCUUUGCGGUCUCUUGUUUCUUCCAGAAUCGCCUCGAUGGCUUUGCAGCAAAGGCAAGGAGCAGACGGCGCUCGAAAUCCUCACCAAGUAUCACGGCGCCGGCAACGUUGACGACGUGGUCGUGCAGCACGAGUAUGCUGAAAUCCGCGAUACCAUCGAGGCCGAGAUCUCGCAGAACAAGCACCCGUUCCACCUCAAGGCUCUUUUCGCGACGCCGGGCAACCGAUGGCGCUCCUUCAUCAUUAUUUGGUGCGGGAUUUGUAAACAAUGGAGCGGCAACGGGCUGAUCUCAUACUUCCUCGGAUCCAUGCUAAAGAGCGCCGGCAUCACGAAACAAAUCGAGACAACGCUCAUCACGGCGACCUCGCAGAUGUUUAGCUUCGCGUGCUCGUUUGCCUUUGCGUUUCUUCCUGCCCGAGUCGGUCGUCGACCGUUGAUGUUGGUCAGUAUGGCUGGAAUGUGGGUUGUGUUUGUCGUCAUCACUGCCACCACCGGAGCGUAUGUCGAGACGGGCAACCGACACGCCAGCUUCACCACUGUUGCCUUCAUCUACUUGUACAGCGGUGUGCACAACCUAGGAUGGACGGGCGCGCAAAUGCUAUACAUCGUCGAGAUUCUCCCCUAUACCAUCCGCGCUCAGGGCAUGGCCAUGUUUUCUCUCGUGGCGGGUAUCUGCGGAGCUUUCAACACCUACGUAAACCCGCUUGGCAUCGCGGCCAUGUCCUGGAAAUUUUACCUUUUCUACGUCGGCUGGAUCAUCGUCCAGUUCGUUGUCGUGUACUUGGUGUUCCCGGAGACCAAAGGACCUAGCUUGGAGCAGAUCGCCCUGCUCUUUGAUGGAGACGAUGCUCAAGUUGGCAGGGUCAAUGCGGUGGCAGACAAGAUGCUCGAUGAGAAGGGCGGCGGUGUUACUGUGAAGGCGCGAGAGAACAGUAGUUAGUUUCCAGACGUUGAAGCUCACUUGAUUGGCUGAAUCCAUAUAAUCGGAGGGCUGGUUAGCUUUGCCUGUUACUGGCCUAUCUGCAUCCCCGUACAUCAGAACGUGGCCUAGUUCAUUUGACGCCUCUUUUCGUC